GUAGUUCUUCCCCUUCCGGUCUUGCCGGAGAAGAGCUGUCCGGGGUGAUGGGAGUGGGACUCUCGCCGCACCGCGCGUUUCUUGCACUAUAGUGAGUAUUACCGAGCCGGGCCAGUGGACGUUGCCAUUAGUGAGGUUCUGCUCGUGGUUGUCUGGCGGGGAGGCGGAGGCGGCUUCUGCCUCGCUUCGCUUCCAGCCUCCUCGCCCUCCCGGCGCCCAGAGGCUGUGUCGUGUUGUGCAGCUGGGUGUUGGAUUUCCAGAUUUGGGACCGAGGUGUGUGCCUGGCGGGUUGUUGUUUUGCUCUUCUAUGGUAAAACGGCCGUCGAGUUCCGCGCUGGUAGAGCAUUUGCCUUCGACUGCUGGGUCGUGUGAAUCGGCUGGAUGACGCCCCGGGUCAGCCUAAGGUGGGUUGCUCCACAGCUUUCUCCAUCAUCGUUUCCAUUUUUUGCCUUUUUUAUUUUAACGAGGGAGUGAGAGGAAGGGGGGCGGAGAAGGCGGAGGAAGACGGAAGGAGAGAUACCUGAAAUGUGUGGGUUGUUCAAUACAUACAUACAUAAAUGUGGGUGCCAUGAAUAAGGUGGGGGCUGGCAUUCCUGGUCUUCAAAAAAGACUGAAAUGUUUUGCUGUUGCAAGAUGAGUAGCAGGUGGGAAAUCUCUCCGGAUGUUUGCUUGUCCGUGUGUCAGCCCAGCCGCAUCUGCAUUUUACAGUACAUACAGUACAGUAUUGCGGAAAUAAGUGGAUCUAUAGCUGUUCUGUGAUCCUCUCUAAAAGCCUUGGAGCAUGGCUUCUUAUUUUUAAAGGUUGCCUGUAGGAUGCUACCUUUAGGUGGUGGGUAAUGUGCUAGCGGCCUGCGAAAGUGAUGAGUCACUCCUCUUCAAAAAUGUACAUUGCCAGCCACCUUUCUCACAUAAAUCGGUGCAUUGUAGAUGGUUGUGUUUGCCAUCUGUGAUGAUGAUAAUGGGAACUUAUGGGGUGGGUGACCCAUUACACACAGACUUUGGGGGCACUGCUUUCAUCUGAAACUGAUAGUGCUGAAAUCUAGAAUUCUGCCUUCUAGGAGACCCAAUGAUUUUCUCCUUUAAAUUUGGAGGGGUCACCAGGAUGGUCACCUCAGAAAGGAUAUUUAUAGAAGAAGUGUAGUGUCUGUUUUCCUUUCCUUUGAUUUAAUGAUUUAAGAACAUUUCACUGGCAACCAUUGCUGUCAAGGUUAAGUAAGGACCAGAUCCUCACAUUUUCUUCAGACUGCAUGAACCUCAGGUUCCAUAGCAUGGCAUGUUUUCAGUGGUCCAUUGCUAACAUUCCAUAACUGUACCGUCUCUCUUAUUGUCUGGUCUCUCUCUGAAAGAGGAAGAAAGUUGAGGUAGCAGACAGAAUAGAAUCAUGUGUCUCCAUUUGUACAUUUUUGAAGACUGAGUGUGCCACCUCACCUGACAUGAUGGAUAGCAGAUGUUAUGGCUGUGCAUCGAAGUUUACCGUCUUCAAGAAACAGGUAUGGUUUUCUCCACUAAUCGUCUUUGUCAUGAGAAAGGAGAGCUUGAAGAGUAGAACUUGGAACUAUUAUUCCAAAAUGUUCCACUAGAACUUUCAAUCAGGCUUUCAAUCGUUUGUGACAGGUGCGCUUGCUCACAUAUUACAUAUUUUAAUGAUGUGCCACUUGUUUAAUCGUCUCCUGUCAUUAAUUUACUGGAUGAGGUAGGUCUUAAGCAAAUCACUUUCUUUUGUCCCAAUUUUCUGUUUUGUACAGCUGUAAAGUGUAUAGGUGCUAAGAUAGGCAGAGGGGGCUCUCUUGCUAGUUCCUCCACCCUCAGAAGUUUGGGGUGUGGUGUGAAGGGGUGAAAAUGUUAUUUCUAUGUUAGCUUUGCAAAGUAAGAAUUAGGACUGAUUAAUACAUUAUGCUUUUUAUACACCUUUUCAAUACAGUCUUGUAUUGUUUUACUUUCAUUGUUUAUAUAAUAAAAUAUUUUGUAAACCACUUAGAGAGUAUUCUUGCAUUAAAUGGAAUAUAAAUAUAUAAAAUAAAACAAAUAUCCAAUAUCUGCAAAACUGUGUACAGUUACAUGGGAGUAAGCAUCACUGUGGGAAAUUUCUGAAUGAGUAGGCAUGUUCUGUGUAGUGUGCACUUAAAAAUGUAAGGUGUGCGUGAAGCAAACAUACGUUUGGAAUAUUGUAUGUAUAAAAAGAACAUUCACCAGAGACCCAGGAUUCUCUUUUGGUAAUUGAGUUUGGUGGCAAAGGUCUGCAGCUACAUAAUGUGUGGAAUGGCUGAAAUUAAGAUUGAUAUCUUUGAGUACAGAUUUAGUAAACAAAGGUUCAUUUAAUGUGUUUUAUGGUAAGUAUUUAUGUUAUGCUAUUUAUUUAUUUAGAAAAAGUAUAAGCAAAAACAACAAGCCAGGUUCAGUCAUAAAGCAUAAUGUUUAGUCAUAAAGCAAAACUAAAAUUUACAAACCAGUUAAAAAAAUAUAUGGAUAAACCCAUCAUUAAAAUUAGGAAAACAUUUAAAAUAAAUAUCACUAAACCAUGUGUCCGGUUUGGAGUGCUGAAAUACUGUUAGCAAACACUUUCUGCAUUCACAUAAAUUCUUUUGCUUUCAAAAGGUAGAAAAUGGUCGAAGAAGGCUAUACAGUGGUACCUCGCAAGACGAAUGCCUCGCAAGACGAAAAACUCGCAAGACGAAAGAGUUUUUCUUUUUUGAGUUGCUUCGCAAGACGAAUUUCCCUAUGGGCUUGCUUCGCAAGACAAAAAAGUCUUGCAAGUUUGUUUCCUUUUGGAUUUUCAGUGCAUUCCUAUGGGAAACCGUGCUUCGCAAGACGAAAAAUUUGCAAGACGAAAAAACUCGCAGAACGAAUUAAUUUCGUCUUGCGAGGCACCACUGUAAUGUUUUGAUGUGGAAGCAUCCCCUUUGUGAGCCCUUUCCAAGAAGGAGUCAUUCAGACUUCUUGGAAUCAUGUGCAGCUGGGUGUUAAGAGCACUUCCUUCCUUUUCCUCUUCCCUUCCUCUCUCAGUGUGGAUGCAAGAAAUGCGGGCGAGCGUUUUGCUCAGGCUGCCUGGGAUUCAGUGCUGUCGUCCCCCAUUGUGGAAACACCCAGCAGAAGGUCUGCAAGCAAUGCCAUGGGGAAUUAACAAGGUAAGAAACCAGAGCUGUGGUUUCUUUUAUGAAGGCAACACAGGACAUUUCCUGCAGGGAUUUGUCACUCCAGCACUUCUACAGGCUAGGUGGGCAUUCUCCACAACAAUCUAUAUGAUGCUGCAAGGAAGGAACGAAGGAAGUUUUUCAGGCUGUUUUUCAGCCUGAAGGCUGCAUUCUCUCAUAGGUAACUGGGCAGGGGCUGCAUGCCUGCAAAGGGGGAGGGGGCAGAGGCAAAAGUAGUUGGCGCAACAUACGUGCCUCUUAACUCUGUACAGUAGGCUACAUUCCAGUAAUGCAAAAAUCAGAAACUUCUACAUCCCUCCCCUGUCUCUCCAUCUGUGCAAGCUAGCAGCAUUAUUCCAUUUGAGGGACAUGUUCUAUCCAGGCAAAAGCAUUCACGGAGGAAAUGGAGCAUGGCCAGUGAGGGCUACGUUUUGUCCCUGGGGCUGAGGUUCCUCAGUGAAAUUGCUGAACUUGUUAGAAAACUGGCAUGUCAGGCUGAGGUUUAGGCUGGGACCUUUCUCCUUCGCAUCUAGUUUUCUGUGUACUUUGAUGGAAGAUUGUUGCGGGGGUGCCUUCAGUCAGGCAAUUCUUCAUAUGCAAGCCAGAGAUCAACAAACAGCCUUGCCAUCUCCCCUGCUGCUUUUGAGGCAUAGGGUGAAAUAGAUUGGUGUUAUACCCAGGACUUCUCAAGGAUUGAAGGCAAGGCAAGAUGGGGUUCUGUCUGAGGGCAUGUCCUGCCAUGAUUAAGAAGGGAUUUAUGUUCUAGAAUAACAUUUGUUGAUAAACCAGAGAGAGGAGCUGAGGGAAGUCGGGGGGGAGGGGAGGGGGGAAAUGGGGGGGGCAAUUAAGGAUGAUAUGUUUUUUGAUAAAAUGUUUUGUUGAAAUCCCUAAUUAAAAAAAUUUAAAGAAAAAAAGAAGGGAUUUAUGUUCUGCCAUUGUGACAUUUCUCCUUUUGCUUUACAGUGGCUCACCUCAGUCAAACGCAGCUAAAUGGUCUCCACCAGAGAACUAUAAAAAGUGAGUUCUAUCUAAUCUAUCUAUCUAUCUAUUAUCUAUUAAAUUUGUAUACUGCUGUUCAUCUGAAGAUCACAGGAUGAUUCAUAGCAUAAAAAGACAAAGUGAGAACACAAAAUACAUAAUAAAAACGAGAGCAAAAACAAACCAAUAACCCCAUCCCACAAAUGCAUUUAAAAGGAUGCCAAAGCCAAAGAUGCCAAAGACCUGGUUAAAGAGAAAUGUUUUCACCUGGUCCCUAAAUAUAUGUAAUGAAGACGCCAGGCGAGCCUCCCUGGGGAGAGCAUUUGCAAGCAAGGAGCCACCACUGGAAAGGCCUGUUCUUGUGUUGCUACCCUCUGGACAUCUAGUGAAGGAGGCACACGAAGAAGGGCCAACGAUUAUGACCACAGGGUCCACAUUGGUUCAUGUGAGGAGAGGUGGUCCUUGAGGUGUUGCGGUCCUGAGCCAUUUAAGACUUUAUAGGUCAAAAACAGCAUUUUGAAUUGGGCCCCAAAAUUGUCAGCCAGUGCAGUUGGGUCAGGAUUGGUGUAAUAUGCUCAAACCAUCUUUCCCCAGUGGUCAACCAGCUGAAGUUUUUGAACCGUCUUCAGAGGCCUCCUUCUGCACUGCAGUAAUCUAACCUAGAGGUUACCAGAGCAUAGAUGACUGGUUAGACUAUUCCUGUCCAGAAGGGGGAGCUGUGGAUUUAGAAAUACCCCAAGCUAUGUACCUGCUCCUUUAGAGGAAGUGUAACCCCAUAAAAAGCAGGCCACCUCCCAUCCAUUUAGUCUAGGAAAGAACCCACUAACAGUGUCUCAACGUUACCUGGAUUGAGCUUCAGUUCAUUGGCUUUCAUCCAGUUUGUGACCAAGGCGAGACAUUGGUCCAGCUCUUCCACUGCCACACCUGCCGAUGUGAAUGAGAAGUAGACCUGUGUGUCAUCAGCAUAUUGCUGACAAUGUACUGCAAAACUCCAGAUAAUCCUAUUCAGUAGUUUCAUGCAGAUGUUAAUUUAUUAUCAUCAUUAAAAGGUUUAUACCGCCCUUCAUCCACAAGUCCUGAGGCCGUUCACCACACAAAAAUACAAGAUAUAAAACACCAAAUACGUAAUAAAAACAAGAACAAAAACAAUCUAAUAACUCCCUUCCCCUCACAACACAUUUAAAAGGGUAUCAUAUGUUAAUCAGCCAAAGGCCUUGAAGAGAAUUGUUUUCAUCUGGCGCCUAAAGGUGUAUAAUGAAGGCGCCAGCCGAACCUCCCUGGGGAGGGCAUUCCACAAACAGGGAGCCACUGUCCUUGUCUCUCUCCCAACACAUGGCAUCAUACACGGCAACCAAAGCAAUUUCUGUGCCGAAACCAGGCCUAAACCCCAACUGAAAUAGAUAGAGAUCAUCAGUUUCCCCCAAGAGCACCUGGAUCUGGUACGCAAAUAACAAUCUAGCUGGUUUUAUUCCUUAUCCUUGGUGUAAGUUGCAAACAAGGGUGUAUACUUUUGCUCAUUUUACAGAUCCAAGUCUUUGUUCUGAACUGCCACCAUUAGCUCUAGGUAAUAACCAGCCACUUGUAAUGUUCUCUUUCUCUAGUUUGUGUCAGGAUUCGAAGCCCUAAUGUAAAGGGUGGGAAGUCAAAAUUGUUUUCUCAACCUCAUCUAGCACUGCUUUGCUGUUGUAAUGGUAGUUCUUCUUUCUUAUUGGAGUAGCUGUGAUUUCCACUCAUAUGAUGAGAGAAGGCAGUUUUUCAUAGUCGCUGCAUAACCUUCAUCCAAAAUUACCCGUUGCUUAGGACCGAUUCACUCAUGCCUAUGUACUUCGUGAUUGCUCAGCACUUGAUUGCUCAGUUUUUCACAUCUCUGGCUGAACAUGUGAAUGGGCUUGGGAAACAGGACUGCGUUUUACUUGGUGGGGUGAUUCCAUCUGUAGUGUUUGUUUUGUGCAUGCAAGUAGUCAGCUGAUGCUCCAAUGAUCAAAUGGUGUGGGUGGGUGUGAACAAACCCCUAGAGAAGCACAUGGAAUAUGAUUUUAAAAUUAUUAUUUCCCCUUUAAAAAAAACCAAAACCCUGCUGUAAGUCCUCCUGGUUGCUCUUUCUGUAGGCGUGUAGCAGCCCUUGAAGCCAAGCAGAACCGGCCGCAGGGACUCCAGAAGGGUUUGUUGAAGUCCCAAAGCCAAGCAGGCUCCAGAUAUCAAGGUCUAUCAAAAGAGGAUCGAGCUCUAGCAGAGAGACUGGAGAGGCUCAAGAAGGAAACAAAACCCAGUAAGCUGCGUACUAUUUUUGGAGUGAUUCGCUCUUAUCACCCCUGGAAAGCCUGCUUAAAACAGAACUUAAAAAAUUAAUUCCCAGCCUUGCAAAUGGAGGGGAAGGCUUGUCCUUAGCUUUAAGCCAACAUGUGCUUGCAGCAGUGUGGAAAAAAACAACGAUGGCAAGGUUACCUUCACUGUUUAUUUGCACAAUAGAUCUGCCACACACUGAUCCAGUUUGCACAUAAUGCUACGCUAAACCAUGGCUUAGUGUGAACACACUGGUUCCUGGAGAGGAGAUUGUAGCCACUUUGCUCUUCCUCCGAUCCUCCUGCAGUGCUGCGAGCUAAGCCACGGUUUGUUGUACAAGCCUGGCCUUGUGAUUUGUUUUCCUUUGGACAAGCUGUAACCUGAGCUGUAACCUAGGUUUGCUCUAGGUUUACAGCUCAGGGUUUGUCUUGAGCAAAAACAGAACUUACUUUUCAGGCAGUACUUAUGGAAUUGCACAGUUAGUUGAUAUAUUGCUAUAUACUCUGGGUUGAUGACCUCUGUAGCAUAUACAUCUUUGACGCUUCCUUUUGCAGGCCGUUGUGCUGCUGCUGGAAGCUGCUUUAGAUACCUUCCAAUUGAAGGUGCUGAAGGGAAGGCACCAGACAAUGGUCUGAAUUCAGCUUGCAUCUGUGUGAUACUUAGGCAGGGCUAUGUAUAAUUAGUGUGUCCCUGGGAUUGCUACACAAGGCAAGCAUCUGACAUUUGGUAGGCAUGAUAAAUAUUCUUGUGGGCGGUUGAAAGGAACUUCUAUUCAUUGUUUAGUUUCUGGCGAUUGAGGUCUCUGAAGCAGCAUUGCUUGAUAUGUGAACAAUGUCUGAUGGAAACCUCAGACUGAAUGGGAAGGCCCUCCAGUGGCCAGCAGGUGGAGUUUCUGUGUCCUGAAUAGCUCUUUGUCCUGCCUGCAGAGAUAGCACACAAUGCAACAAUUGUUGUCUGUUACUUAAGCUUUAUUCAGACAGCAGGAUUUGGGGUUUGCAGGGCACUGAAUGUGCACAGGCUAGGGAAUAAUGCUGUGGGGGCGGAGAAGGGAAAUAUUUUAUUCCAGUAUCACAGGUGGUUCUCGGUAUCCUCUGGUUCUAGUCAAUAUGAUGGCUGGAGCAGGGGUGGGGGUGGGGAAAUACUUGCCUAUCUGUUUUAAUGCAAGGCACGAAAGCUACAAAAGCCUCUUGGGCUCUCUUAGUAAAACAAGAUUGUUCUUAAUUGAACAGAGUCCAUUCCAUCUCAGGCUGAGAUAGAGUCUAGGCUGGCAGCACUAAAAGAUGACCCUGCAAGACCCAUUCCAUCAGCCCAGGAGAUGGAAAACCGGCUGGCAGCCUUGCAGGGCAGAACAAUCCCCUCUCCAGCUCCAAAACCAGUAAGAUUUCUCUCUCUCUCUCUCUCUCUAUAUAUAUAUACAGUGGUCCCUUAGUUUUAGAACAGCUUAGUUUAUGAACAACUUGGAUUAAGAAUGCUGCAAAUGCAGAAGUAGGUGUUUUGGUUUGUCAACUUUGCCUUGGAAUAAGAACAUGUUUUGCUUCCUGUUGAGUGUGUUCUAUUUGUAAAUUGAGUACCAUGCUAUGGGAAAGCAUGCCUUGGUUUAAGAACGCUUUGGUUUAAGAAUGGACUUCUGGAACGGAUUAAGUUCGUAAACCAAGGUACUACUAUAUAUAAUUUCCAAGGGAUAAGGAACUGGUGGCCCUCAAGAUGUUAUUGAACUCCUAUUUCCAUCAGCCCAAGCCAGUAUGGUAGUGAAUAGGGGUGCUGGGAAUUGUAGUCCCAACAAUAUCUGAAGGGCCGCAGGUUCCACUCUUUUCCAGAUUCUGUUUCUAGCUGCCACAUGAAUAUUGUCAAGGGACGUGGGUGGCGCUGUGGUCUAUCUAACACCAACCUAAUGUAAUAACUGUGAGAUAGGCUAUGUGGAAAAAUUAAUUUGGCCAAGGCUACUGGUCUAAAUCACUGAGCCUGUUUGUCAGCAGUUCGAAUCUGCAUGACGGGGUAAGCUCAUAGCUGUCAAGUGUCCCUUCUUUGAAGGGACGGUCCCUUAUUCCAGCGCCAUGUCCCACUGCUGUCCCUUAUUGAUGGAUGUCCCUUAAAUGUCCCUUAAAUUUCAAAGGAAGCUGCUCCUCUCCCUCCCUCCCUGCCAGGGAGGAGGGAGGUUCCAACUGUGUUGCUUGGCUGUGUUGCUCACCCAAUAAGAAGUCUAAGAACGACUGGGGGGUGGAGCUUGCAUGCCUUGUGUGUGGCUAGUUAAUGCAAGCUGAGGGGGGGUUUGAAGGCUGGACGCCAUUUUGUUGCACGUGCUGCUGCAGACUUUGCAGUGCAGAGCCAGGCCGGGGAGCCAUCUUAAGUUGAGGCUGCAUAGGCCUUGUGGUGCAUGUGAUUCAGAUUCUAUUCAGUUGAACCUCUGGUUACAAAGUUGGUUGGACAGUGUUCUCGAAGCUACCAGCAUGAGUUUGACCAGGCUGCAGGAGGACAGGAAGACUGGAGUGCCUGGAACAGGUGAGGCUGCAGGUCCCUUAUUUUGGCUGCUGGUCCCUUAUUUUCAAGGCUGCUGGUCCCUUAUUUUCAAAUCUGUAAGUUGACAGCUAUGGGUGAGCUCCCAUUGCCCUGUCCCAUUUCCUACCAAUCUAGCAGUUUGAAAGCACGCCAGUGCAAGUAGAUAAAUAGGUACCACUGCGGCGGGAAGGUAAACAGCGUUUCUGUGCACUCUGGUUUCUGUCACAGUGUUCCGUUGUGCCAGAAGCGGUUUACUCAUGCUGGCCACAUGGCCUGGAAAGCUGUCUGUGGACAAACACGAGCUCCCUCGCCCUGAAAGCGAGAUGAGCGCCACAACCCUAUAGUCACCUUUGACUGGACUUAACUGUCCAGGGGCCCUAUACCUUUUUACCUAUUAUCAUUCUCUUACUAAUAGGGUUUUGAAGUUUUAUGAGGUACAGAAUCCACCAGAGACAUUCUGGUACCUACUAGUGUUUCAAGUUCUCAGCUGUGUUCGAAAGCUGAGAGAGAGAGAGCAGGUGUUGGUUUUCCCUGUGCUAUCUCUGUCCAAGGCCGUUUGCCUCAGAGACAGGCUAUAUCUGUUGUCUGGCCCCCUGAAAAUAAGAUUGGGUAUAUUAGGUUGGUGUGAAAGAAUAGAAAUGUUCCUGGGCCCCUUGAGACAUUUGGGAAGUUGUUGUGGCUGGGCCCCUUGUUCUUUCUUUUAGUUUUGAACCUCUGGGCUCCUUCCAUUGACUGUAUAACUUAGGUUUUCUCAAAGUGGUCAACAUUGACCCUCUGGGGUUGAUGGGACUGUGCAGGGGUGAAUAAAGAUCUGGGGGUCCAAAAGGGCCUGGGGUGGAAAAGGAAUUUAUAAGGUACAAUGUGAAAAAUAAAUUUAAUUAAAAACUAUCGAGCAAGGGCAUGUUCAGAGAGCCAAUGAAUGCCCUUGCCAUUGAGGAACCUCUGUAUUUAGACAAGAUGAUUCCACAUUGCAACAGGAUUCUCAGACCACGCUUUUCUGUUGUUUUGCAAAAAAAAAAUGUAAGUGCAGAGUUUCACUUGUAAAAUAUUAUUUUUUUACAGUGUUAAAAGACUAAUUAUAACACUCCUCAACCAAAUAUAUAAAAGCAAGCUGCCUUUGGGAAACUUCAGUGAGUCUUUAAAAAGCCUCACUUUUCUUCAGGGCUCUGCUUAGCUGCUUCCCAAGGCCACCCCUUUAUUUCUUAAGAAUUUGGGUAGAGGUUGAUGGCAACUUUCUGAACUCAUCCAGUGGUCAGUGAACUUGAAAGUUUGGGAAUUCCGAUGUAACUUGUGCAAUCCCUUUCUGUUUUUCUUUCUCUUGUUAGGUACACGAGGCCCCUAAUGCCAGGACGCAAACCGAGCAGUCAGAUGACCUGCUGAAGCAGAUGUCUGAGGAAGUUGCCAUUGAUGAGAGCGGUGGCUCAGGAGUUACGCCACAAGGUCCCUGUCUUGUUUUAAAUCUGCUCAGUCUCCCCCCUGCCCCCGCAAGUUGAUUAAAAAUGGAGGAACGAGCAAGUACACCUCAAGACCUCAAAGGGCACCACUGCUAUAGAUCAAUAUAUCCAUUACAGUAUAAUCACUCGCUCAAGCACAUCACCCAACAUUUACUCCUUGCUGCAGGUCCCAGUUAAAUAAUGUACGGUAUAUAAAUGAAAACAAGGUUAUUUGAAUUGUUUCCAUAUACAGUGGUACCUUGGGUUGCAUACGCUUCAGGUUACAUACGCUUCAGGUUACAGACUCCACUAACCCAGAAAUAGUACCUCGGGUUAAGAACUUUGCUUCAGGAUGAGAACAGAAAUCGUGGGGUGGCGGCGCGGUGGCAGUGGGAGGCCCCAUUACCGUAUUUUUUCGCCCUAUAGGAUGCACCGUCCCAUAAGGCGCACCUAGUUUUUUGGGGGGGAAAUAAAGGGGGGGGAAUUAUCCCCCCCCCAGGCACGGGGCUGGGGCGGGGGAAGCCCGAGCUUCCCCCGACCCCAGCCCCCAGAACGCGCAACUCUCCGCAAGCCGUGGGAGCCCAGCGCCGGGCUCCCACGCCUUGUGGGGAGCUGCGCGAAGUCUGGGCGCGCUGAGCUCAGCGCGCCCAGCCUUUGGCAUGCAGGCAAAUCUUCGCAAGCCGCGGGAGCCUGGCGCGGGCUCCCACGGCUUGCGGAGAUCUGCGCGAAGCCUGGAGAGUGAGAGGGGUCGGUGCGCACCGACCCCUCUCGCUCUCCAGGCUUCAGCAAAAGCCUGCAUUCACCCCAUAGGACGCACACACAUUUCCCCUUCAUUUUUGGAGGGGAAAAAGUGCAUCCUAUGGGGCGAAAAAUACGGUAGCUAAAGUGGUGCUUCAGGUUAAGAACAGUUUCAGUUUAAGAACGGAUCUCUGAAACAAAUUAAGUACUUAACCCGAGGUACCACUGUAUACAUCUUUGUUUGCUAUGAUCUCUUUAGUUAUAGUUCGAGAACAGUAUGAGUACUUUGAUCAGAGUCAUGGUGCAGUGUCGUUCUUUGGCUGACAUGUUUUUAUUCAUUUUACAGUGGUACCUUGGUUCUCGAACUUAAUCCAUUCUGGGAGUCCGUUCAACUCCCGAAACCAUUUGAAAACCAAGGCACGGCUUCCGAUUGGCUGCAGGAGCUUCCUGCAGUUAAGUGGAAGCCACGCUGGACGUUCGGCUUCUGAAAAACGUUUGCAAAUCGGAACAGUUACUUCUGGGGUCGUGGCGUUGGGGAGCCGAUUUGUUCGGAAACUAAGCCAUUUGGGAACCAAGGUUCCACUGUAUUUAUUUCAAAAAAAAAUAUAAGCUACUCAUUAUAAAAUAUCAAGAGUGGAGUACAGAAAACCAAAAAUAAACAUAAAAUAUGCAGUAGCGAUAAUACAAGACCAGGAGAUGAUCAGUGGACAGUAAUAAAACAAAACUUAAGUAUGCCUCUGAAAGAGACCACUCCUGAUUCAGAUGUUAUAGAGCAAGAAAGCUGAGUGGUCUUCAGCUUACUGAAAGCAUUGUGUUGCAGAUCUCCUAAUGACUACUUCCAAUGGCUUCAUUUAGGCAUUAAAUAGGAACUGGGAGAAAAUAGUGCCCUGUGGUGCUUCACAGCAUAACUGUUAGGGGACCAAGGUUGCUUUCCGAAAUUGACCCAGCUGAUAGAUACAGAACCACUGCAAAAGUGCACCUCUAACCCUCAGAGGAAAUCCUCAAUUGUAUCAAACCUCUCUUUCAUAAAUAACUCCUACAAAGAUGCAUCUCCCUCCCCCCCCCCACAAUAUUUAAAAGUACACAGGGAGGUCUUACUUUUUAUCAUACCCACCAGAAAUUUGACUCCCCUCCUAUGUAUAUAGCAGGUGUGGGGCUGAAUGUGGCCCUCCAGCCUUCUCUAUCUGGCCCCCAGGACUCUCAUGGAGCAGGAAGGGCCAGCAUGUUGGGUUGGUGGUAUGGAGCUGCCUCUCUGACACCAGUGUCCUCUGCAGAAUGGUGGCAGCAGGGAUAGGGUUCUAGCAGGCACACACUAGUGGGAAUGCAGGAUUGACUCCACUGGUGCAGCCACACAACUGUGAUGUCACCCUGCUCAACCCCCAUACCGACCCAGAAAGCAGCAGUGACACUACUGUCCAGAGGGCUCCAUGCUGCCUGCUCCUGUUCUUCAGUGUUGUUGUUUUUCCUGUCCUUAAACUGUGUCUUCUACUUGCCUGGAAGGCAGAGUAGGUGGGAGGUGCAGAAACCUCUGGUUUUUGUGGGGCUAGAAUGUAUCUGCUGCGCAAAGGUGAAAGUCACAUCGAUUGUUCCGCCCAUGUCUGCCUCUGGCCCAACCCUCUGCUGGCAUUUGGACCUUGGGAGGUUCCCUGAGAGCAGACCUCCCUAGGCGAGUCCUGGGCUGAAGGCAAACCUAACAUUUAAAGAGAAAUGGUAGCGGGUUAUUUGCUGUUAAUUUUCACUAGGUGGGGAGAAUAAUUAUUCACGCCCUGCAGUGUGAACCUGGCCUGGCAAUUUGCAGAACAGAUUCACAUACCAGAAAUUCAAAAUCUGCAUCAUCUUCCAGCCUCACCCCACCCUCUCUUUGUGCUUCAGGAGGGCUUUUCCUCUUUUAUGGUUUUGGGUUUUUUUUGUUAUUAUUUUUUUAAAGUGCCACAUGUAAAUUUACACUUAUUUUACUUAGCAAUUGCAAAGGUACGAAUAAAUAGAAAGGUGAUGGAAGAUCCUUGCUUUUCAGGCUUUAGAGGCUCUCAUGAGAUCUUGUAGGGCCUUGCAAGAUCUCAAGCAGCUGGGGGAGUUCCAGCGGUUGUUUUGACUUUGCAUGAUUUGGCCUUUGCACAUGAACCCCCAGAAUGUAACCCAAGUCAAGAUUGACCAGUGUUACUAAUUAAUCACUAUUUUUUAAAGAAAGCAUUUUGAAAAAUUAGUGCAAAACUAUUCUGGGAGGGAGCAGAGCUUUUUUGAUGUUGCAGGUGCCAGCCAACCGCACUAUCCACAGCUGGGUCCUGCUGCAAACUAGCAGAACUAUUCCACUGCAUCAGGCCACAGUUUUCCUGGGCACAGAAACUUACCAUGAAAAUUCGCUUUGAACAUCACACACUACUGGCAUGAAAGUAUAUCCUUCAGUGUUAUAUCUCCAAGCGUCUUGAACCUUAGCUGCAUUUCCAGGAAGAUCAGCCCCAUCAUAUCAGGCCUUCUAAAGCCCCCAAAGGCUUUAAUCGUUUUCCGUCAUGUUCUCGUAAACAGAAUUGCAUGGGGUUGUUGAAUCUGCAAUACCCUUCUAGCUUUAAUGAUUUAUGGGGUCUUAGUUAUUUUAUUGGGAUUGAUGCAGCAGUGCCCAGUGGGACAAUGCUGUAUUGUUGACCUGGCUUCUUGAUGCCACACAUCGCGACUGACUACUGAGAGGGAAGGCAAGGCGGCAGAGAGCUUACUGCAGGGUAGGCACAGCAGCAGGAGUAUCGUGUUGGCUCCAGCACUUUGCCUGCAGCACACCAAACUCCCUGCCGCCUUGCUCCUCCCCAUCCCCCAGCUUGGUAACGCAUCAGUGGUGCUUGACACUGGGAAUGCAGCCUCACCGGCUGCUACCGAUUAGAUGGAGGAAUGGGGUGGCGCUGUGGUCUAAACCACUGAGCCUCUUGGGCCUGCCGGUCAGAAUGUCAGCAGUUCGAAUCCGCACGACGGAGUGAGCUCCCAUUGCUCUGUCCCAUCUCCUGCCAACCUAGCAGUUCGAUAACAUGCCAGUGCAAGUAGAUAAAUAAGUACCGCUGCAGUGGGAAGGUAAACGGCAUUUCCAUGUGGUUUUGUUUCCAUCACGGUGUUCCUUUGCACCAGAAGCGGUUUAGUCAUGCUGGCCACAUGACCCAGAAAGCUGUCUGUGGACAAAUGCUGGCUCCCUCAGCCUGAAAGCAAGAUGAGUGCCGCAACCCCAUAGUCGCCUUUGACUGGACUUAACCGUCUAGGGGUCCUUUACUUUUGCCUUUACUGAUCGGAUGUGUUUUAUUUGCUGGCUGCUGGUUCUUAUUUGUUCUUGCUGUAAUCACAAUCCUUUUCAUGGGGCGAUAGACAUUGCAGACUGAAAUAGCAUUGUUUUUAUGGUGAUGUGGGAGCCAGAUAAUAGAUGUUCCAUCUGCCGCAUUUGGUCUGGGAGGUUUGUGCUGCGUGCAUCAUUUAAGGUUGCAGUCAUCGUGCAAUGGUCAUAUAUUUCUGAAUUAACCCUAAGUCUCUGCUUUUCCAGAAGUUAGGACCCAAACUUUAAAUGACUUAAAUCGAGCCGACAGCAUUGGCGGCAUUGAUGAUAUGGAUCCCAAACAGUUGGAGGAGGAGAAGAAUAGAUUGCUGGCAUCGGCGGCGACUGAGCUGAGGGAAGACAACACCAGGCAGGAGAAGAUUCUAGAAGUAGCCAAGCGAUUGGCUGCACUAAAAGGCCAAGAUCCUGAGAAAGGUGUGUAACAUGGGAUUUUAAAGUAAGCAGAAAAACAGGCACUCUGUUUCCUUAAGAGGAGUCGUUCUCAACAGGAGGAGACAGUGCCAGUGCUCUUGGGUCCUGCUUGCAGGCUUCUCCGUGGAAUACAGUCAAAUUUCGGUUGUCAAAUGUAAUCCGUUCCGAAAGACCGUUUGACUUCAGAAACAUUUGACAACCGAGGCUUAGCUUCUGAUUGGUUGCAAGAGCUUCUUGCACUCAAGCGGAAGCCAUGUCGGAUGUUUAAUUUAUGAAAAAUGUUUGAAAACUGGAACAUUUACCUCUAGGUUUUCAGCAUUCAGGAGCCAAAACGUUCAAAAACGGAGCUGUUCAAGAACCGAGGUUUGACUGUAUUUGGUUGGCCACUGCGAGAACAGGAUGUGGGACUAGAUGAGCCACUGGCCUGAACCAGCAGACCCUUCUUACGUCCUUACAUUUUCUUUGUUGGCUAGUGGGAAUAUGCCUGACAAACAAUUGUCGAAAAAUAUGACUGUUUCCUAGUGCUGUGAUUCUGGUUUUUUAAGGAACAAGUAAUUGGUAUCGGUGGAUAGCUCGAAGCUAACUUGUAACAGAAACCCUUAGUUUCUUUCAGAAGCGAAACUGUUUGAACAAAGCCUGAUUUGCGUAUAGACAGGCCUGUAGCAAAAUUCAGUACUUAGCUGUGUUUUCUCCAGCCUUGGGCAUUUGCCAGGGGCCUGGUCUUCUCUCAUAUUUCUUCACCCCUGGGUGCCUAGCAUUGCUCAGGAAUUUGAAGAAACAAAAAUAUCAGUGCCAUUUUGAAAGGUUUGGUCUUCCAUUUCCCCCGAACCAUAGAUUAAAAACCUGCUCCUUGAUCUCAGGAACCCGCAUUCAAAAUGUGAUUUAUGAUACCUUAAGAGGUGUCCAAAUGUGUAUCAAACAGACAAAUACCUUUGCAGAACAUUAUUAUAAUAAAAUAAAAUAUACAUACUAUUCCUUCAAGUAAUCCCAAGUGUUAGAAAAUAUUGCAGCCUGUGCAACUGGGUCAGCUGCACAGUAGCUUCAUGCUCCCUCUGUAAUCAUUGACUGCUAGGGUUCCCAACUAACUGAAGGAAAGACAAUACCUUGGCCUAAUCUUUUGCCUUUGUAAUAACCUUGAUAUGCAAGAGUGAGUGUGUGGAACUUUUCCACCUAAAAAGUAUCCGCUGCUAAUCCUGCAAACAAAGCUGCUGUCAAAGUGACCUCUCAUCCAUUAGCAGCUCCAUUUGUCAUAGCUAGAGUUAGCCUUGCCUACACUGAUGAUGGGAGAAGGAGGAUCCUGGAUGUCUUUAGAAAUCCUACUGACUGGAACCAAAAGUAACAUGUUUCUCCUGGGACUCUACCAUAAAGAAUGAUCAGCCUAGAGAGCCUGGGCUGAACAAGAAGGAAGGACUGGCUGCUAGAGAAACAAGGUCACAAAAGGAAGAGGGCGGAUUGCUAGCUUCCUUGAGCCCAAAGGCAGCAAAUUAAUAAUAAUUAUUAUUAUUAUUAUUAUUAUUAUUAUUAUUUAUUUGUACCCUGCCCAUCUGGCUGGGUUUUCCCAGCCACUCUGGGCGGCUUCCAACAAAGAUUAAAAAUACAUUAAAAUGUCACACACUGAAAACUUCCCUCAACAGGGCUGCCUUCAGAUGUCUUCUGAAUGUCAAGUGGUUGUUUAUCUCUUUGACAUCUGAUGGGAGGGUGUUCCACAGGGCGGGUGCCACUACCAAGAAGGCCCUCUGCCUGGUUCCCUGUAGCUUCGCUUCUCGCAGUGAGGGAACUGCCAGAAGGCCCUCGGCACUGGACCUCAGUGUCCGGGCAGAACGAUGGGGGUGGAGACGCUCCUUCAGGCAUACUGUGCCAUCUGAUGAUGGAAUGGAAGUGACCAGGGAACAGCCUUUAUUCUUCUAAGAAUACACCCGUCGGGGGUGUAUUAGUGGUACAUGCUAUCACGUGGUCCUUUAUUCUCUCUCCAGCGUUACAGGGACUAGAAAUACACUAAAGAAUGCGAACCAAAAUAAAAACCCAUCUUCCCAUAGGGAGGGCAAAUCUGCAAAGGAGGGCAAGAAACAUAAGAUGAUGAUGGGCCGUCUUGAUGAAUUGCAUCUUUAGCUCCUCAGUUUCCUCUUCUUUCUCUUGCAGUGACUUUGGAUGACUACAGAUUCCCCAAUAGUGAUGAAGAAAUAGAAGAAGAAGAAGCCAUUCAGAGAGUUUUGAAACAGGUCCAUAGUAAUUGGAAUUGAGUUUUGCAUUUGUUAAGCCUCUUGUUUUUGCCUUGCUGCAAAGACAAGAUUUCUGCUAUGCCCAGCUUCUUAUCUUUGCUGUAAAUCCAUCCUCAGAGUGUGCUCCUAAUAGUUUUCCCAAAUUAGUCCAUAAGCCUUGUAGAGUACUAUGUAGAGCUUUCACUCGAUUAAAGAAAUCGUGUAAUGCAGUUCCUGUGCGCGUCAGCUUAGAGUUAAAAUGAAACUUACUCCCAUUAAAAUAUGUGUACAACAGCCACUGUAGUCAAUUAACUGUAGGAGUUGUGUAGUACAAUUUUAUUUACAGUGGUGCCUCGCAAGACGAAAUUAAUUCGUUCCGCAAGUCUCUUCGUCUUGCGAGUUUUUCGUCUUGCGAUGCACGGUUUCCCAUAGGAAUGCAUUGAAAAUCAAUUAAUGCGUUCCUAGGGAAACCGCCUUCAGACCAGGUCCGGGGACAGUCUGUCCCCGGACCUCUUCUGAAGGCUGGGGGGCGGCAAGGGCUUUUCUUCCCACCCCCAGCAUUUUAAAACCCCGGGACAGCGGAGGACUUCUCCGCUGUCCGGGCGAUCUUAAAAUGCUGGCGGGCGGCAUUUUAAAAUCACCCGGGACAGCGGAGGACUUCUCCGCUGUCCGGGGCAAUUUAAAAGCCCCUGGGAAGGCAGGCAGGGGGACAAGACUUUCGCCCGCCAGCCUUCAGAAGAGGUCCUGGACCUCUUCUGAAGGCGGGCGGGGGCGAAAGUCUUUGCUCCCCCGCCUUCAAAGCCCUCCGGGACAGGCAGGCAGGGGAGCAAAGACUCUCGCCCCCGCCCGCCUUCAGAAGGUCUUCCCUCCCCCGCCCGGCUCGGAGCACCGCUCCGAGCCGGGCGGCGGGGAGGUGUUCCCUCCCCACCGCCCGGCUCGGAGCACCGUUCCGGGCCGGGCGGCGGCGGCAGGUGUCCCUCCCCCGCCCGGCCUCGGAGCACCAUCCCGAGCCGGGCGGCGGCGGCAGGUGUUCCCUCCCCCCGCCCGGCCGGAGCACCGUUCCGGCCGGGCGGCGGGGAGGUCUUCCUCCCCACCGCCCGGCUCGGAGCACCGCUCCGGCCGGGCGGCGGCGGGAGGUCUUCCCUCCCCCGCCCGGCUCGGAGCACCGCUCCGGGCCGGGCGGCGGCGGGAGGUGUUCCCUCCCCGCCCGGCUCGGAGCACCGUUCCGAGGCCGGGCAGAGGCGGGAGGUCUCUCCUCCCCGCCCGGCCCGGAGCACCGCUCCGAGCCGGGCGGCGGCGGCAGGUGUUCCCUCCCCCGCCCGGCUCGGAGCACCGUCCCGAGCCGGGCGGCGGCGGCAGGUGUUCCCUCCCCCGCCCGGCUCCGGAGGAGCCUCCGAGCCCGGCGGCGGCGGGAGGAGGUGUCCCCGCCCCGCCGCCAGGCUUCGGAGGAGGUCCGAGGACAGUGGGGAAGACGCGCUGCGCUUCCCCGCUGUCCCUGAGAUUUCCCUAUGGGCUGUCGUCUUGCGAAGCAAGCCCAUAGGAAAUUCGCUUGCGAAGCGCCUCCAAAACGGAAAACCCUUUCGUCUAGCGGGUUUUCCGUCUUGCGAGGCGUUCGUCUUGCGGGGUACCACUGUAUCUGUAAACUCAUUUAUAGGUUGCCUUUUGGGGUAUAGCCCAUCCAAGGCAGCUUACAGCAUCAUAAAAAGCAAUACCAUCUAAAACUCACAAUGGCAGCCGUUCAGCAAUUGGAUGCAUGUUUACUCAAAACUAAAGCAUUCUGUAAUCUCUGGGCUCUUCCUGCAGGCUCACAACAAGGGGAGGGGAAUAGGAAGUACGUAGUAAGAUGAACAAAUAUUUGCUAUUCAGUGGAAGCAAUGAAAGAAUGAUGAAACAAAGAUAGAUGUAAGAAAAAUAAUAAAAAUCAAAGCUGUCAUGCUUGAGACUUUUGAAAAGGGUUUUGAGAGGCAGAAAGACAAGCCAUGCAAAUGUCUGAAGGGAAGCGCAUCCAUAUUAUUGAUUUUGUUACAUAAUUUCUAGCCAGAGGAGCUACCCACAACAACCUGUGAGGUAGGUUAGAGAUAUUAAUUAGCUGAGUAGGAAUUUGAACCCAGGUGCUCCCUGAGUAUUUGAUGACUAGUAAUAGUAUUUUUGGUCAUAAAUGCCCUUUGUAAAGCUGCUUUCUUUCCUGCCCAAUAGUUAAUCUGGUGGCUGCAUGUUUGUUUACUAAACCAAAGAUUAAGGAAGUAGUAGAAGAAAGACGCUUCUGAGAGGAAGGUUUGUGUGAAGAAAAGUCUUUUGUUUCAACUGCUGUUGUUUCUGCCGUCAGCUUACUGAGGAGGCGGCUCUGGAUGAAGCAAGCGGCUUCAAUAUUUCUCCAGAUCGAUCCACCCAACCAGCGACAGCCCAACAGAAACCAGCCAGGAAACCCGAGCAAGUAAGCAGCCAAUUCAAUCCUAUAUUCAGUGCUUUUUUUCCUAAAAAAAUGUUUGGGGGUACUCUCAUUUCGACUCAAGAAAAUCAGUGUUUUAUAGCUCAAAUCAGGAAAAAUAAAUACAGUAAAUGGACAAAAGUACAAAGAUUCACAAAAUGUUUAGGGGUAUGCGUACCCCCACAAAAAAGCACUGCCUAUAUGUGUGGCUUUCUCUGACUUUGCUGUGCUCAGUGCAGUGUCAGGCUGAUCCCAGCAAGGCCCUUUUUAGUUUAGGUGUCAUCCCAUCGUGCUAAAUAGCACCUAAACAGAAACAAGAACAAAAUGCCCAUGGGCCUAAUGGUUAAGCUGAGAAGCGAAAGACAAAAUGACUCCUCGAAGGCCAGCUAAUUCUGAGCCACAUUCUGUGUCCUAGUUCUGUGUUAUGGCAAACAAUUCAAAGCCCUCCAGCUGUAGGCAAAAUUGAUAGGUGUCCUCUUCUAGAACAAUAGGUUUUGAUGUUUAUGUGAGCAAGAAGAGAUGCCCGAAGUUGUGUGUGCACUUUAAAGUAAAUAGCAAUCAAGCAUGACUGGUGCUGAUGUGGGAAAUAACAAACAGUUCUUCCACAUGCUUCCUCUGUGACUUUACAAAACUCACGUCAAGGCCUCAUCGCUUCAGAUGGGCCCUUCCUGUACCAAGCAAAAGCGGUCCUUCCUUUAUUGCUUGGGCUGUUCUGCAUUGUCUUCAGGUGUCCAAUAUUGCACAGGGUUAGAAGUGUAUUCUGGGGCCUGCAGCAGAGUUCGUAGCAGCUCAGUUUUAUUUUAUUUUUUGAGUUUCUGGUCCUUGUGGCUGUAAGAUUUCAAUACUUCACAUUUAUGCAGACAUUUCAGGUGUCUCAAACGUUUCAUGUAUAUUCCCAGUAUAUUCCUUAAAACAGCCCUGUAACAUGGGGUAACACCAUGAGCAUCGUAUUGUACAUGGUGGUGAGGAGGAGGGAAUAUAGGCCUAGAAUGAAAGAAGAACUGUCUCAGGUAAGAUGAGGCCUGAAGCAGGAAAUUGAUGGUUCAUAUUAAUAACACAGUGGUUAUCUCAAAUCUUCAAAAAAAGAAUGUGUAUACAGUAGUACCUCUGGUUAAGAACUUAAUUCGUUCCGGAGCUCUGUUCUUAACCUGAAACCGUUCUUAACCUGAGGUACCACUUUAGCUAAUGGGGCCUCCCGCUGCCACUGCGCCGCCGGUGCAUGAUUUCUGUUCUCAUCCUGAGGUAAAGUUCUUAACCUGAGGUACUACUUCCGGGUUUGCGGAGUCUGUAACCUGAAGCAUUUGUAACCCAAAGCGUUUGUAACCCGAGGUACCACUGUAUAUGUAGAUGUGUGCAUAGCAUAUAUUUAAAAUGCUGUGAUCUUCAGGAAACAGAGUCCUGCGCCCUAUCUAGUUCAGUUUCUUACCUGCUGGCCUCCAGUCUUAGGUGGGACCUUGGUGGUCAUGCAGUCCAACCCAUGGCUGAGUGUGGGAUCUGCAAUCCAGGAAACAACUACAGCAUCCCUUCUAUGUGCUCUGACUGCCAAUCACAUCUUUCCUCUUACACUCAUGUGGCUUCCUGACCUCCCCAAAAACAAAUAACGCAUAGGCAAGGUGUGUGUUUGUUUUUAAUUUUUAAAAACUGGAAUUAAAAAAAAUUGAAAUGAGAACAUUACAUGAUAUAUGUAGAAAUAUUGCACUGAUUUUGAUAAGUGGGUUUGGGUUUGUAAUUGGUGCAAAGUUGUAGUGGGAGGAAUUUUGCAGAAUGCAAACAGUGAAGGCAAUGUCACGCAGCUCCCCAUUCACCCCAGAAGGUACUCUUGGAGUUUCUGUUGCAACAUCUAUGCAUAUUACCCUUUCCCUUUAGGGAAAAGCUCCAGCGGUUGCUAAACCUCUCGUCUUACCGGACAGCGACGAAGAAGAGCUGCCCUGGUGCUGCAUCUGCAACGAGGAUGCUGUCCUACGCUGCCACGCCUGUGAUGACGACCUCUACUGCCAGCGAUGCUUCCGGUAAUGGCAAGAACCUCGGGGCGGAGGGUGGAAAUCCCAGCAUUCCAGGCAGCUUGUGCAGCGUGAUCGUGUGCUGCAUGUUUUUUUAGAGUGUGCAGGAAGAACUGUGUGCCAAAAAGGCUGAAACAAAGCACCUGAGUUGCAAGGGCCCCACGGCAGAAAGUAGUUAGCACUGAACGUGCAAUCCCCAUGACUUGGGCCUAAGGGGAGGGGACUGUCCCACUUCCUAUAUCCUGCUGCAACUUCCUGCUCUCCCUAAAAAGGAUGGAGGAAUCACCUGGGACAGGAGUUGAGGGCUGUUUUCGGAGAGGGAAAUUGGUGGGAAAUCUACGCUUGCCUCAGCAGCAGUGCCUCCUGCAACGACCACACAACUGGUGUCGGGCCUAAAGGCAGCUUUUCUCAGGCCCAGACCAUGACCACAUUCACACUGUCUAUUUAAAACACUAUGUUGCCACUUUAAACAUGGCUUACCCCAGAGAAGCUGUAGUUUAUGAAGGGUGCUGAAAGUUGUUAGGAGACCCCGCUGUUCCCUCACAGAGAUAUAAUUCCUACAGUUCCUUGGGAAGAGGGAUUGAUGGGUAAACCACUUGGAACCGCAGCUCCAUGAGGGAAACAGGGGUCUCCUAACAACUCUCAGCACUACAGGAUUUCUUUGAGUGGGGAGCCAUGGCUGUCUAAAGUGGUCGCAUGAGUUUGUGUAUAUUGCCUUUUCUUAAAUAGUUACAGGCUUGGGGGAAGCCUGGUUCUUACUGCAAAGGCAGAGCCUGGGGAGAAGUUCUCUUCAUAUUCACAUCCCACAGCUGGAAUGGAGAUCAGGCCCUCUGUGCUGCUGAGAGCCUUAGAUAAAAAGUCCUCAUUGGUAUCAAUGGGAACUUAUUUUUCUAGCUGCAUUUGAGGAAGGGAAGGAAUCUCCAUUCCAGUCAAAGUGGGAGAGUGAAGAGAGAAGCUUCCCCUCUCUAUGAGCUGUAUUUACAUUAAGAACCGGGAACUCUCAUGCCUGCAAUUAUUUAAGGGGAAAUAAGUAGCUCUAUGCUGCGUACCUAAGUGAACAUGUAGUUUGUCCCAAAGUUCAAGUCCAUCACUUGGCUUAUUAUAUACCCCACUGGCUCUCUGCAGUUCUCUUCUUGUAGGGCAGGGAGGGAGAAAUUUGUCAUUCAGACUAUGGUGCCGAAGAUUAAAACACUUCACAGUGUGUGAGCAUAUACAUAAAAUAGAGUAAUUUAUUUGCGGGUGAUGACAGUGAUGUGUACUCACAUAGUUCUGUUUCCUUCCAUUGAGCUUGUGCAAGACGAUCCUGUCAGCGGAUUGGGCCCUUCUCUGCUCUUUUCUGUGGCUCACAAUCCUACAGAGAAGGCAUCCUCACCCCUGUAGUGCAGUUUCAGAGUUGGAUCUGAAGGAACGGCUGGAGGCCUCCUGUUUGCCAGCUGUGCCCAGUAACCUAAAUUUUCAUACUAGUAAUUCAUAGACUUCUGACUAUGCCUGCAAAACCUUGUGCCUCAGAUCACUGGAGGGCUUGUGAUCUCCUCUUACCUCCAUGAAUGAGUGAGAGUCGCCAUCACUUCUGCAGGAUAUUCUGGCUGGCAUGACAGUAGACUCCUAGUAAACACUGCCUGCACUUCCUGUUUUGGUUUUCAGGGAAAGCCAUGAUGAAUUUGAUCGGAGGGAGCACCGAACGUCUAGCUAUUGUCGUCCUCGAAAGCAAAAAUGAGCCUAUGGAGCGUGAGAAGAAAAGGGGAGGAAGGUGAAAUGGAAGGGGAUAAAAGAGAAGAUGUCCACAAAGGUUUGCUAUUUCAGCAAAAGCUGGCAGACUCUGAAAGGCAGCUCUGUGUCACUGAGAAGCUUGGAGGGCAAAUGGUUGUGCCCGGCAAAAUCAAGGCAGCCACUGUGGAGCUCGUAGUACGCUGAAGGUGGUUUGCCAUGUGAGUAAGCUGUUAAUUCAGUGAGAAUGAAGACUGGCAUGCUUGAAAAGGUGGGUUAUUUUGCAGAGAUUUGCCAUUGACCUGGAUGAGAUGUUCAUAGGAAAUAUUGCAAAAAUAAUAAAUUAUAUGAAGAG
Molecule: messenger RNA, 23462 nt
Organism: Podarcis lilfordi (Lilford's wall lizard)
Lineage: Eukaryota; Metazoa; Chordata; Lepidosauria; Squamata; Lacertidae
Source: the annotation of a GenBank genome assembly